AUGGUGAGAUUUUUUUCAGAUUGUACUAGAAUUGUCCCUUCUGAUAUUUCUGCGAAAUUUUUCAGCGGAUUCCACCAAAAAAUUUGAAUUUUAAUACCUAAAAUAUUAUUUUAGUCCAAAAAAAUCGCAGUCUUUUGUUGCGGCUAAUGAUCAGAGUAAUUUUUGUGUGAAAAUUGAUUUGUAGGAAAUAAGAUCCUAAAUCAGCCAUCUGCAAGCAGAUUUAUUUAUAUUUUUUAUCAAAAUUUGAUAUUUUACAGUACUUUGCGCUGUACGUUCUAGAACUAAUAUUUUCCUUUUUUGGAUUACCUCCGGUACCCAAAUCAAAGAGCUUUCCCCUUUCUCAAGCCCGAAAGUUUCUGCGAGGCAUGCGGAUAUUCAAAAAAUGCUCAAAAAUGAGAAUUUCUGCCCAGCCCGCGUCGUUUUCUUAUCCAUUUUUCUGUCAAUCCCCGUUUAUAAUCCCCGUCCUCCGUCAGAUCGUUACCAAAUCAUUCAACGUAAAGUUACAGCUUCGGUUCGGUCCUCAUUUUCCACAACUACUCGCAAUGGACAAGACUGUCAGCUCGAACAUCGAUCCCAACAUGAGCUUGACCAAGAUGGAUGGGGUUUCUGAUGCCCCUGAUGCCUCCACCAGCAUGGGAUAUCAAUACCAUCCCAACCCACUGCUCUACCAACAAGCCAUGGCCUAUGGACAGCCCAUGUUCUAUCCGUAUGCACCUGGGUUCCCAUAUGUAAGUGUGGAUUAUAUUGUAGUAGGGAUGGAGGUGGUUUUGGGUUGAGAAACUUAAUUUGUUGAUUAUUUUUUGGGUGAUCUAGUAUACCAGAAGAUUUUAAAUGUUGUUUGAGAGGUUGUCAAAAAUUUUAGAGGGUUGCGACUUUGAUUUUUUUCGAAAAAUUGAUUUGUUUGGUUUUUGUUUUGGUGGCCUACUGUAAUGUAAUUUUUUGUGGUUUUUUGAGUUGAUCGGGUCUUCUUGUUGAUUUUGAAAGCCAGUAGAUAGCUUCUUAGAUAAUUAAGACUUAAAAAAAUGUUCAAAGGUAUAAUUUUUUUGAUGGUCUUGUAUAAUGUUAAUUUUUUUUCCAUUCCAGGAAGUCCCUCAAAGCCUAAUCAACUCCAACUUGAACAACAGUGUUUCUUCUCCCAAAUCGUCAUCUCCGACCGAUAAUUCUGAAGAAUCCAAUUCUCCACCAGCCACCAAAACCCGGAAGAUUGUUGUGAACCGUCUAACGAAGGUAUUCAAUACCGAAGAAGAGAAGAAACUGUAUGAAGAGCGUCGAGCCAAGAACAAUGCAGCAGCCAGAGAAUCGCGGAAACGUCGAGCUACCCGCGAAAGUAUGAAGGAAGCUGAGAAUGAGCAGUUGAAACAGACAAUCCUGGAGUUGCAAGGGAAAUUAGCCGAAGCCAAGGCCGAAUUAAAAGUGAUGAGGCUGAAGGUUGGAGAGAGCCUCACAUUCUGA
Bursaphelenchus xylophilus (pine wood nematode) is the source of this 1452-nucleotide messenger RNA. The record is from the annotation of a GenBank genome assembly. Lineage: Eukaryota; Metazoa; Nematoda; Chromadorea; Rhabditida; Aphelenchoididae.